AUGUCCGUCGGAACAAUAAAGCUACCUGUUCAUGUGGGCGGAGUAACGAAAAUCACGACGUUCACCAUAAUAUACAAACCCGCGGUCUACAACAUCAUCCUAGGAACGCCGUGGCUACACGACAUAGAGGCAGUGCCAUCCUCGUACCACCAAUGCCUGAAGUUCCCGACGGCGAUAGGAACAUACAUACUAAGAGGAAGCCACGGGGUUGCACGAGCGUGCUCCAUUAUGGGACCCGAAGAAAUGAGAAUCAGAAAGGCGUGCAAUGUGGUCAUCAGCGAAACUCCCACAGAACAAACCAGAACGGGAGAACCCCCGAGAGAAGCCAUCGAACAAAUUUUCAUCGACGACGAACAUCCGGAGAGGCGCGUCGGAAUAGGGAGCAAGUUAAGUCCGGACAUACGCGCCGAGUUGAUCGACUUCCUAAAAGAAAACGUUUCAACCUUCGCAUGGAAAAUGACCGAUAUGAUCAGGAUCGAUCCCAGCAUCAUCUGCCACGAGCUAAACGUCGAUCCAACCUAUAAACCGGUCAAACAAAAAAGAAGAAAGCUGGGGCCAGAACGCGCAGCGGCAGUAAACGUGGAAGUAGAACGCCUUACAAUUGCCGGCUCCAUAAUGGAAGUCAAAUACCAACGGAUCUUGGAGAGUAUGCUUAGACUUCACCGAUCUAAACAAGGCAUGCCCGAAAGAAGCAACGCGGGAAACGAGCUGCUUUCUUUCACGGAUGCCUUCGCCGGGUAUAACCAGAUACUGAUUCACCCAGAAGACCGAGAGAAAACCUCGUUCAUCACUGAAAGAGGGACUUACUGCUACAACGUCAUGCCAUUCGGGCUCAAAAAUGUCGGAGAAACCUACCAGCGGUUAGUAAACAAAAUGUUCUCAGACCAGCUAGGAAACACCAUGGAAGUAUACAUCGACGACAUGCUAGUCAAAUCAUUCAGAGCGAAGAGUCAUGUCGACGACCUGCGGAGGUGUUUCGCGAUCCUUAACGAACACGAGAUGAAGCUAAACCCGACAAAAUGCACUUUUGCAGUAACAUCCGGAGAGUUCCUGGGGUGCAUUGUAACCAAAAGAGGAAUCGAAGCCAACCCAAGAAAGAUAGCAGCCAUAAUGAAACUGCCGUCACCCAAAAACACAAGAGAAGUCCAACGGCUGACCGGCCGCAUCGCGGCGCUCAAUAGAUUCAUCUCCAGAUCUACAGACAAGUGUCUACCCUUCUACCAGCUGCUCCGAGCGAACAAGCGUUUCGAGUGGGACGAUGCUUGCAAAAAAGCUUUCGCCGAACUCAAACAAUACCUGAUGACGCUGCCAGUCCUAGCCAAGCCAGAAGAGGGAGAAACAUUAUAUCUAUACGUGUCAGUCACCGGAUCAGCAAUUAGCGGAGUACUAGUAAGGGAGGAACGAGGCGAGCAAAGCCGAUCUUCUAUAUCAGCAAGACAUUGGAUGACGCCGAAUCACGAUACCCGACGUUGGAAUAAUUGGCCCUAG
This is a messenger RNA of Brassica oleracea var. oleracea, 1488 nucleotides long. RefSeq lists its product as uncharacterized. Lineage: Eukaryota; Viridiplantae; Streptophyta; Magnoliopsida; Brassicales; Brassicaceae. The coding region runs from base 1 to 1488 and encodes 495 amino acids. The transcript has 2 exons. The record is from RefSeq and is a predicted model, not a curated record.